AUGCCCAUCUAUGGCGCGCUCACGUUCCUGCUAUACCUAUUGCCCGGUCUGGGUAAUGUGCUGGAGAUGCUGCGCAACAUAUGGGAGGGGCUGCUAAUCCACUCAUUCCUCUGUCUCCUCAUGGAGUACUGUGGCGGCGAAAGCCAGUGCGGGGAGAUAAUUUCGCGAGAUCCGGCUGUGCUCAAGCACCUAUGGCCGCUCAAGGAAAUAAAGGCGUUCUCACUCAGCGAAGACAUACCGCUCAACGUCGGAUUCGUCAAAAGGUGCCGCAUGGGGACCAUGCAAUAUGCCUUUGUGCGUCCCAUACUGGCAAUUCUCUCGGUGGUAUUUAGACUCACGGGUAUUGAUAAGUUAGCGCUGGUUGCUGCAUUCAACUGGAUCGUGAUCAACGUCAGCGUAGCCGUUGCACUCUACGCACUCGGGCUUUUUUACCUCGCCACGAAAAACCACCCGGGCCUCGCAAAGGCCAAUUGCCUCACGAAAUGCGUAUCGCUUAAGAUGAUGGUGGUCUUCACGUUUUACCAGGGGUGCAUCAUAUCGUGGUGUACAUCCCUUGAGCGUCCGGUGGCUGAACAGCUCAACACAGUCCUUGUGCUGCUUGAGUUGCCGUUUUUCGCCAUCUUGCUGUGGAAGGCGUACUGUGUUGAGGAGUUCAUACUACCACUGGAUAUGGAUUUGAAUUUAGAGGUGCCUGCAAAAUCCAGUUCGGAGCAACAGGAGCAAGCAGACGUGGAGAGUCCACAGGUAUCGGAGCCGAGCUGCAUUUUCGAUGAGCGAUUCUUGAAGCUCUGUGCUGCCAUAGGUCUAGACGCCGAUGAUAUCCGAGUCGCGGGAACCGCUGAGGGCAUGGAGAAGAUAGUCACAAACGCCUCCAUGGCCCUCAACAUGACAGACCUUUUCAAGGAUAUCUAUUACAACUGCAGUGAUAAAUACCGUCAACACAGCCUUCUAUCUCAGGCGACGGUAAAACCUGCUGACACGGAGUCUUCCGACAAGGCGUCGGGGACAGAUCCCGACGCUAACGUCGUCGAAAACUUUGCGGAGUUCGAAAAGGAACAAAACAAGCAAAAUAUGGAGGAAAAGGCCAACACGCUCGCCAAGCUACAGUUUCUCUGA
Molecule: messenger RNA, 1116 nt
Organism: Babesia ovata
Lineage: Eukaryota; Apicomplexa; Aconoidasida; Piroplasmida; Babesiidae
Product: DUF300 domain-containing protein
Exons: 1
Coding region: 1-1116 (371 amino acids)
Biological process (GO): transport
Molecular function (GO): transporter activity
Source: RefSeq, a predicted model, not a curated record